CAAUGUUAUGCACACCGCAGAAUUUAUCCAUCAUUUGAAAACGUACACAGCAAUUUCUGCUCGUGUUUCGCCGAUAAAUAACGUUUCGCUCAGAUUUUUAUGUCAUCGUCUAACAGAGAGUAAAAUUUGCGACCGUUAAAGGCAAAUGCCGUGGUCGGGCCGGAUGGGGAAAAGACCCAGAAGUACCAAGUAUCGGACCCCACGCUGCCAAACAAGACCCCCAAGAUGCCCUUGCUUAUAAGGUGUUGUGGAUGUCCUCUUUUUUUAAACUCUGUUGGAUUCUGAUAAUUAAUCUGUGAGCUGAUGGGAUUGGAUAUUGGUUAAAUUGCGGUGUUCCGGACGACUAUACGCUUGUUUCAGGGGGCUUGAUCCUGUUUCACACACGUCAUCACUAGACAUUGUCUUUCGUCGCCAUACAGGACUGAUAUUCGACCAACUGGUCGAUUUAUGAGUCAAUAUCAAUAUGACCGAGCAAGAAUAUACUCCAAUUCCUCAGCCGCCAGGUGUUCCACUCCUCGGCAAUAUUUUUGACAUCGACGGCGAGGUCCCCUUGACCAGUCUGGAGCUUCUCGCCGACACCUAUGGCCCCAUAUAUCGACUUACAACGUUCGGUGUCUCACGAGUCUUGAUUAGUUCUCAUGAAUUAGUCGACGAAGUAUGCAAUGAAGAACGCUUCCGCAAGGCUGUUUUCUCUGGCUUGCGGGAAAUUCGCCAUGGCAUCCAUGAUGGACUGUUCACUGCAGAUUAUCCCGGAGAGGAGAACUGGGCGAUUGCUCACCGUGUGCUGGUUCCGGCUUUUGGCCCGAUAAUGAUUCGAGGGAUGUUUGAUGAAAUGUAUGAUAUCGCCACACAGCUCGUGCUGAAAUGGGCCCGACAGGGCCCCAAGCAUGCUAUUACGCCUACAGAUGACUUCACUCGUUUGACUCUGGACACCAUCGCACUGUGCGCGAUGGGCACUCGCUUCAACAGCUUUUAUCAUGAAGAAAUGCAUCCCUUUGUCGACGCCAUGAUGGGUAUGUUGAUAGGUGCCGGUCAACGCGCCCGUCGCCCUGGCAUUCUCAAUGGUCUCCCAACCAGCGACAACACGAAAUUCUUCAACGAUAUCGCUGCUUGUCAGAAGAUUGCGCGUGAUCUGCUUGAGGAUCGACGCAAUAACCCCGAGCCAGAGAAGAAGGAUUUGCUGAAUGCUAUGAUUCUGGGCAGAGAUCCGAAGACUGGUCAGGGACUAAAUGACGAUACGAUUAUUAACAAUAUGAUUACAUUCUUGAUUGCGGGCCAUGAAACGACUUCCGGAUCCCUCUCAUUCUUGUUUUAUUUUCUUCUAAAAACCCCUCAUGCGUAUAAGAAAGCACAGGAAGAAGUCGACAAUGUCAUUGGUCGCAGGAAGAUUACCGUUGAAGACCUCUCCAAAUUACCUUAUAUCAACGCCUGCCUACGGGAAGCCCUACGGCUGAGACCUACUGCGCCCGCCAUCGUUGUCGAAGCACACCCAACAAAGAACCACGAAGAUCCAGUAACUCUCGGAAACGGUAAAUAUAAGCUCGAAAAGGGAGAAAAAGCCGUCAUCAUCAUCCCCAAACUUCAUCUCGACCCUGCAGUCUGGGGUGAGGAUGCAGCCGAAUUCAAACCGGAGCGCAUGCUCGACGGUAAAUUUGAAAAAUAUCCCAAAAACGCCUGGAAGCCAUUCGGGAAUGGUAUGAGAGGGUGCAUUGGGCGGCCGUUCGCGUGGCAGGAGAUGCUCAUUGUGGUGGCUAUGCUGCUCCAGAACUUCAAUUUCCAGCUCGAUGACCCGAGCUACAACCUGCGCAUCAAACAGGCGUUGACGGUCAAACCAAAGGACUUCCAAAUCAGAGCGACUCUUCGAGAGGGCCUCGAUGCUACAACCUUGGACUCGGUUCUGAACAGCGGUCAAGCAACUAAGCUUGCGACCCGGGAGCAGAAGCAUGUAGCUGCGAGUGGCCCCGCUGAGGCUGGAAAGCCUAUGCAUAUCUUUUUUGGAAGCAACACCGGAACCUGCGAGGCAUUUGCGCGACGAUUGGCUGAAGAUGCUGCUGGGUUUGGCUACUCAGCACGUAUCGACUCGCUUGACUCGGCGAUGCAGAAGAUUCCCAAGUCGGAUCCGGUUGUGUUUAUUACCGCUUCGUACGAAGGCCAGCCGCCAGAUAAUGCCGCUCUGUUCUUUGAAUGGCUUAAUGGAUUGAAGGGGAAUGAAUUAGAGGGCGUCAACUACGCUGUCUUCGGAGCCGGUCACCGUGACUGGGCUGCAACCUUCCACCGCAUUCCAAAAGCUGUGAAUAAUCUUGUGUCAGAACGCGGUGGUAAUCGCCUCUGUGAAAUUGGAGUGGCGGACACGGCCGAUGCAGACAUUUUCACCGCGUUCGACACCUGGGGCGAAUCCUCGUUUUGGCCGGCGAUGCAAUCACAGCUCGGAGCAAAGUCUAACGGCAAGAAAUCGAAACCAAAGUCUGCAUUGGAUGUGAAAAUCAGCUCUGGAAUGCGCGCAACAACAUUGGGUCUGAAUCUCGGCGAGGCUCUUGUCGUGGAGAACCAACUGCUGACUUCUCCUGACGUCCCCGAUAAACGCUUGGUGAAAUUUCAAUUGCCGUCUGAUACGAGCUACCAAUGUGGUGACUACCUCGCCGUGCUGCCUGUGAACCCCAGCAAUGUCGUUCGCAAAGCCAUCCGCCGGUUCGGUCUGCCAUGGGAUGCCAUGCUCACAAUCCAGAAAGCACCUGGGGCAACAUCAGGUCCGUCGAUCCCACUAGACACCCCCAUAUCCGCAUUCGAAUUGUUAUCCACCUAUGUUGAGCUUUCCCAGCCAGUCUCGAAAAGAGAUAUCAACGUCCUUGCGGAUGCCGCUGCUGCAGACCCAGACACACAAGCAGAACUACGCUUCAUCGCCUCGAGCCCGACCCGGUUCGCUCAAGAUAUUGUAGCCAAACGCAUCAGCCCCCUAGACUUGCUCAUCCGAUACCCCAAAAUCGACCUCCCCAUCGGCGACUACCUGUCCAUGCUCCCUCCCAUGCGGGUGCGCCAAUAUUCGAUUUCAUCAUCUCCAAUCCGAGACCCGUCGGAGUGCUCCGUCACGCUAUCCGUCCUCAACUCUCCCUCUCUAUCCGCCGCCCACGAUAUGUCCGAGGAGGAGCGCUAUCUCGGCGUGGCAUCGACCUACCUCUCGUCCCUGAAACCGGGCGACCGUGCGCACGUCUCCGUUCGUCCGUCGAACAGCGGCUUCAAGCCGCCGGUCGAUCUGCAGACGCCAAUGAUCAUGGCUGCGGCGGGCAGCGGAAUUGGGCCGUUCCGGGGGUUCAUCAUGGAUCGGGCAGAGAAAAUCAAGGCUCGCGGCGGUGACAGCGACUUGAAACCGGCCACGGCAAUUCUGUAUGCGGGCUGUCGCACAAAGGACAAGGAUGAUCUGCACGCUGAGGAACUCGCGGAGUGGGAGCGGCUGGGUGCGGUGCAGGUUCAUUGGGCGUAUUCACGACCGGAGGGUACGGGGCAAAAGAAAGGGUAUGUUCAGGACGCGAUGCUUGCUAAUGGUGCGGAUCUGAUUGAUUUGUUUAACGCGGGUGCUCGGAUUUAUGUCUGCGGUAGUAAUAGUGUUGGGAAUGGCGUUCGUGAGACUAUUAAGAAGUUGUAUGUGGGUGAGAGGAGGAAGAAGUUGGCCGAUGGGUCUGUGACGCAAAAAAUGAGCCCUGAACUGGAUGAGGAGGCAGCGGUGGAGAGGUUUUUCGAGAUGUUGAGGACAAAUGAGAGAUUUGUGACCGACGUUUUUACCUGAUAUGGCUCAUGGGUUCAGGGGUUCAAUGGUGACAUGUUAUGAUAUGAUUUUAGUACGUUAAUGGUCAUUUCAACUGAUCUGCUUAUCAACCCCAUCCAGCCAAUUACAGUAACAUUGAACGUUUGAAGGGGGCCAACGUGUGAAUAUAGCACCACAAAAAUGGAUUGGGUAUACCUAUGUAAGGG
Molecule: messenger RNA, 3966 nt
Organism: Talaromyces proteolyticus
Lineage: Eukaryota; Fungi; Ascomycota; Eurotiomycetes; Eurotiales; Trichocomaceae
Product: putative fatty acid hydroxylase
Exons: 5
Coding region: 464-3781 (1105 amino acids)
Cellular component (GO): cytosol
Molecular function (GO): FMN binding; NADPH-hemoprotein reductase activity; iron ion binding
Source: RefSeq, a predicted model, not a curated record